GUAAGCAGAACAGCUAUGGUAAAGUCAUGGGUAAAGUGUGAGAGCACCGAGGGCAAGCAGAGAGCCGAAGAGGUGACAGGAGAGGUUUAAAAAGCUGACAAAGCUCUGGUUAUGUCUGGGUUAAUGUUUAGCCUGAGGACGAGCAGCUCAUGGCCUUGCAAAAGUCUGUUCAGGCUGAGCAGUCUGCUGCAGCCUCAGCUCUCCAAGAACCACUCCUCUAAGAUGUCGUCAGACUCCCACUGGCUCUCCCCUGCAGACCGGGACCAGCAGGUGAUGGACCUCAGGGCCACAGGAUGGGUGGAGGUGGAGGACCGCGAUGCCAUCUUCAAAGAGAUGCACUUUAAAACCUUUAAUCAGGCAUUUGGCUUCAUGUCGCGAGUGGCUCUGCAGGCAGAGAAGAUGAACCAUCACCCAGAAUGGUUCAACGUUUAUAAUAAGGUCCACAUUACACUGACUACACAUGACUGUGGAGGGCUGUCAAAACGCGACAUCAAAAUGGCCAAGUUUAUCGACAAAAUUGCUCUUACAAUGUAAUGUCUUUGUCUUUAAUCAGAAAGUCUCUCUGCUUUCAGUCACAACUCCUGUUUGUCCUGCAUAAAGUCUGUGAAAGUGUGUGUUUGUAUUUUAUUUGCAGCAUAUUUUGUACAAGCUUUCUCUAAGAAUAAAACUUUGAUUCUAUGAAA
Molecule: messenger RNA, 683 nt
Organism: Sebastes umbrosus (honeycomb rockfish)
Lineage: Eukaryota; Metazoa; Chordata; Actinopteri; Perciformes; Sebastidae
Product: pterin-4-alpha-carbinolamine dehydratase 2-like
Exons: 4
Coding region: 112-534 (140 amino acids)
Biological process (GO): tetrahydrobiopterin biosynthetic process
Molecular function (GO): 4-alpha-hydroxytetrahydrobiopterin dehydratase activity
Source: RefSeq, a predicted model, not a curated record